Molecule: messenger RNA, 2959 nt
Organism: Medicago truncatula (barrel medic)
Lineage: Eukaryota; Viridiplantae; Streptophyta; Magnoliopsida; Fabales; Fabaceae
Product: serine/threonine-protein phosphatase 6 regulatory ankyrin repeat subunit B
Exons: 2
Coding region: 681-2699 (672 amino acids)
Molecular function (GO): protein binding
Source: RefSeq, a predicted model, not a curated record
AGAUUCCAAGCUAACUAUAAAAAAAAUCUUGGAUUAUGAGAUUAUCCCUUUCUCUAUUCUCUCCUACAAAUCGUUUUGUGAUCACUUAUAAAACUAUUUUCUUCCACUCUUACCUUUUCUUUUUAUGUGCCUUCUGUUACCUUUUCUAUGCUAACUUUGUGAGAACAAUUAUGGCUGUUUCCUUUCUUGUACCAUUUAUGUGACAUUAUUAAUUUUCAUCACACAACACCCUUCUUAAAAAGACAUAACACCUUUCUCUUCCUUCCUUGUACUUCAGUAAUCCCUAUCAUAUUUAAUUAGUUGGUGUUCUAAUUUAUGUAACUUUGCAACUAGUUCAAUUUCAGCUUCUUUGUUUGAAGUAUUAAUAUUAUUAAUAUUGUACUAUACACUUUUGAUAUAUCCUUAGUUUUUGUCCAAAAAAAAAAAGUUAUAUCCUCAGUUAAUUUGUUCUCCUUUCACCUUUGAAAUCAUUAGUUUUUCCAAAGUGAGAUUGAGUUUAUUUGUUUUGGUUUGGUCUUCUUAGUGUUGUUUUGUACAAUGUUGUGAAAUUCCGGAUUCUAGGUGAACUCGUUUUGUCUAGGUAAAUUUGUAUCGUAAACUUGUUUUAUGUAUUGUUUUUGUUGAAGUUAUUGGUUUUCCAAAUUCAUUAGUUUGAAGUGUUUGAAAAAAAAAUCUUGCAAAUGCCUCCAACAAAUUUUCCUCUUCGUUGGGAGAGUACCGGUGACCAAUGGUGGUAUGCAUCACCGAUAGACUGGGCCGCAGCUAACGGCCACUAUGACUUGGUUCGCGAAAUGCUGAAAAUUGAUAGUAAUCAUCUCUUCAAACUGACUUCCCUACGCCGAAUCAGGCGUCUAGAAGUGGUGUGGGAUGAUGACGAAGAACAAUUCAACAAUGUUACAAAGUUUCGUUCGCAAGUAGCACAUAAACUUCUACUAGAAAGCGAAUCCAAGAAAUCGAAGAAUUCUUUGAUCAAGUCAGGCUACGGUGGAUGGCUAAUGUACACGGCUGCAUCAGCCGGAGACUUCAACUUUGUUCAAAUUCUUCUUGAGAGGAAUCCUUUGUUGGUUUUCGGUGAAGGAGAAUAUGGUGUUACUGAUAUACUUUAUGCUGCUGCUAGAAGCAAGAAUUGUGAUGUUUUUAAGCUGCUUUUUGAUUUUGCAGUUUCACCAAGGUUUGUUACAAGUAGAGGUGGGAUUAUGGAAGAACAAAUUGGUGAAAUUCCUUCUGCUUAUAGGUUGGAAAUGAUUAAUAGAGCUGUUCAUGCUGCUGCUAGAGGUGGUAAUUUGAAGAUUUUAGAGGAACUUCUUGCAAAUUGUUCUGAUGAUAUUUUGGCUUAUAGAGAUGCUGAAGGUUCAACUGCUUUGCAUGCUGCUGCAGCAAGAGGGAAAGUUGAGGUGGUUAAAUAUCUAGCAUCAUCCUUUGACAUAAUCAACUCAACAGAUCAUCAAGGAAACACUGCUUUACAUGUAGCUGCUUCGAGAGGCCAAUUAUCAGCAGUUAAUGCUCUAAUAUCUUUGUUUCCAACAUUAAUCUCUCAUAGAAACAAUGCAGGAGAAACUUUUCUCCACAAAGCUGUUUCUGGUUUCCAAACUCAUGCAUUUCGAAGACUUGACCGACAAGUCGAGCUUUUGAAAAAGCUAUUAUCCACAAAUCACUUCCAUGUAGAAGAAAUCAUCAACAUCAAGAACAAUGAUGGAAGAACAGCACUUCAUAUGGCAAUCAUAGGAAACAUUCACAUUGAUCUUGUUCAACUUUUGAUGACAGCACCUUUCAUAAACCUCAACAUAUGUGAUGUUCAUGGUAUGACACCACUUGACUACCUUAAACAAAAUCCUAAUUCAUCGAAUUCAGAUAUUUUGAUCAAGAAAUUGAUCUCGGCUGGUGGAAUGUUUGGUUUUAGAGGCUAUGAUUCAAGAAAAGCUAUAGCUUCACAUUUGAGAAUGCAAAGUAUUGGAAGUAGUCCUGGCACGAAAUUUCAAAUCUUAGACAGUGAAAUAUUUUUGUACACCGGAAUCGAAAAUGUAUUAUCAAAUCAUCAUCGUGGUGGAAUCAUUGGAACGAGUAAUUCGUCUUCAUCAGAACACAUUCCAUAUGAAUCAACCAAUGAAAAUUCUAUCUCAGUUUCAACUACUAGCAAAAGGCCAAGCUCAGUUAACUAUGCAGCAUCAAGGUUGAAAAAAGCACUUCAUUGGAGUACUAAACCAAAAGAGAAGAAAAUUGAAAGAUCAAAGAAAUUAUCCAAUGAUGACGUUUCAUUGGAUUCAUCAUCAUGCAAGAAAAUGAGUACUAAUAGUUUUGAUGAAAUUUCACUUAGACAAAGAUUUUCUUCGGCUUCUAAGACGAAUUUGAUUCCAAACAACAAAAGAACACUUUCUGUAAGGAGUUAUCAAUCAAGCCCUAAUGCUAAGAAGAGAUUUGCAUCAGCAAGAACAAGAUCAAGUUCUUUUUCAAAAUCAUCAAUUUCUUCACCUGGAUCAAUUGAUAAUAAGCAAAAGGGUGUUUAUAUCGAUAAUGACGAUAUUGUUGCCGGACCAUCUUGCUUGAGUCAACAACUACCUUAUGAUGAUGAUGAGACACCGAAAUUGGUUAAGAGAAAUUCUGUUAGCAGGAAGUUGAAGGGUCAUUACUUCUGUUUUGGUGCACCUGGUCUUAAUGUGAAAAAUUCAGUUCAUAAACCUAGUUUUGUUGCUGUGGCUUAAUCGUGAUGAGGUUAGCUAGUUCUUGACUAGACUAAUGUGAAAUAAUGAAGGGAAAAAUUAAGCUUGCUUGAUCAAUAAGAAACUUGAAUUCCUAUUAAGGGUUUUUAAGGGAAGUUUCUUAGUUGUAACUUUUUAUAUAGAUUAUUAUUAUAUUUUGUUAAUUGAGAUUAGCUUAAUCUCAUGCUUCAAAUCUUAACUGAAAAUUUCUGUGUUGUAACUUGUAAUAUGCUUCUUAUCAUAUUGGAAUCAUUUUAGCACUA